AGUAUCUAUCUCUCUCUCUCCAAAGUCUAAGUAUAAGCUGCUGACUUGAUUGUUGUUCAUCAUCAUCAAUCUCUCAAAUUGUUGAGAGAAUCCGUCAGAGGUAUAGAGAAGAGAUGAAUCAUAUGAUGCUGGAAGAAGAGGCGGAAAUCGAGAGAUUACCAGUUGAUCUUCUAGCUCACAUAUUUCUUUUCACAUCUUCUUUCACUGAUUUGGCUCAGGGGAGCGGGGUAUGUAGGAAAUGGAGAAAAGCAGUGAGACAAUCACUGGCUGGAAGAGAACGUUUGAGUUUUUCUGGUUGUAAAAUGGAUGAUGAAUCUACUGUUCGUCUUGUUCGUUAUGCUUACAACCUCAAGGAGCUUGAUAUUUCAAGAAGCUGCUGGGGAUGCCAAAUAACUGAUGAUGGACUGCAAAAAAUAUCCUCGGUUAAGUGCAUCAGCAACCUAACAUCAAUAUCCUUGUGGGGUAUGACAGGGAUCACUGAUAGAGGUGUAAUUCAGCUGGUCUCGAGAGCCAAUUCUUUGCAACAUCUGAAUGUUGGUGGUACUUUUAUUACUGAUGAAUCUUUGGUAGCAAUUGCAAAUUGCUGUCCCCAUUUGAAGACAAUUGUUUUAUGGAGUUGUCGCCAAGUGACAGAAAGCGGACUACUAGCACUUGUAUAUAAAUUGCAGAAGCUCGAGUCGAUCAACGUGUGGGGGAUGAGAGUUCCACUGGAUUGUUUCAUUGGGUUGCUUGCUAUUAGUCCUGCUCUUCAAAUAAAACCUAGAAAUGUGCACCCAAAUGUUGCAACACUUAAUCCUCUUCCUGCUCCUAUUUGGCCAAUUGUAUAAGCUCCAUAGAACUUUCAUUUCACGACAGUUCGGUUCUGUUUUAUUUCCCUAUCAGUGUGAGAACCCGAGGAUCCAGUGUUUGCUAAUAAUGUUUGUACUCAAUAAGACACAAAUACCAAUCACUUGGCGAGUUUGUUGUUAAACUUGUUAAAGAUGGGAUUUAGGUUAGGUUUAUCUCUACAAAAGAAGUUCAAUAUGUAUGUGCAGAUCAAAGUGUGAAAAUUGCACCUUCCUAUAGAAUCAGAUGAUGCACUUUUGGGUACUGUUGUUGAUUCUA
Papaver somniferum (opium poppy) is the source of this 1104-nucleotide messenger RNA. RefSeq names its product F-box protein At5g67140-like. The coding region runs from base 114 to 827 and encodes 237 amino acids. Gene Ontology annotation, cellular component: SCF ubiquitin ligase complex. The record is from RefSeq and is a predicted model, not a curated record. Gene Ontology annotation, molecular function: protein binding. Gene Ontology annotation, biological process: SCF-dependent proteasomal ubiquitin-dependent protein catabolic process. The transcript has 5 exons. NCBI's taxonomy places the organism in Eukaryota, Viridiplantae, Streptophyta, Magnoliopsida, Ranunculales, Papaveraceae.